AUGUUCCUUCCGUUCUCGAUUUUCACUCUCAACAUCAUCCUAGCAGUCUUUCAGUUCCUGCUGGUUGCCGUAGUAGGAGCAAUCCUUGCCAUCUAUUCACGGUCCGGUGACCAGUAUGCCAACAGUAUCCGAUGGAGCCGUCAAGGAGGAUACGUGGAGAUGAUCAGUUCGCUUUACAAUUCGUCCUAUAGUGUCCCGAGUCGUACGAAAUGGGUCAUGGUGGCCACCAUCGUGGCAAGUCUUGUAGCUGGUGUGUUAGAUAAAGGCGUGGCUCGCUUCAUUUCUCCAACAGAAAGACUCAUCAGAGGCGACAGCAAAUUAGAAAUCAUUCCACAGUUCCAAGUACUUAGCCGUGAAUAUAUCUUUAGCGGUUGGUCCACAUCAAUUCGACAUGGUGAAAACAUUACAGAGGCCAUGGCUUUGAUGAUCAAUAACACUAGGAACAUCCAAACAGCCGAGGUGGGUAGUGGACGGCUGUAUAUCCCACGAUUGACUGACUUCGAUAUUGUUUGUGCACAGUCCAGCGUUCAUUUUCUGGACGACGAGAUUGCCUAUCUUUUACUCACCCAGGAGGGGUGCUCUAAUGUGUACAUCUACUUGUACAACUUACCGUCUUUCCAUUACAACAACACAACUGUUGUGCAGAAAUCUCCUCACCGGUGGAGUCUGGUUUAUCCAGGAGGGAAAGAGCUCCUUGAUGCGAGUCUGGGAAUUGAUUUUAAACAGUCAGACACGCUCUGUACCCUACGCGAAUUUGAGGUGUCCUACUUCGGUAUCUUUGAUGAAGGCGGAGUGAAUCGUCUUCCUAGUACUGUCACUACGAAAUGUGUUCGUGAGGACGGUGACGUUUUAGUAAUGGCCGCCACCACUGUACGGUUCACUGGGGACCGUCUAGGGUUUAGUAAUACCACCACAAGAUUGUUCCAAGGAACUGAUGAGAUCUUUCAGGCCAUGGACGCGCUCAUUAAAAUGACAGCUCCGGCCCCAACUAAAUAUAUGUAUCAUCCUACCAUUCUAGCCGAGGUGAGGGUCCGUGGGUCCAUGAUCGAUACUGUGAUCUGUACUUUUAGAGUCACUGCGGGUAUUCCAAAGCCUGUAUGUCUGUACUCUGUUAUCAGCUUCUUGGUCGUGAGACCAAAAGAACAAAGCGUUGCUAUUAAAAGAGCAAGAGGUGACGUGCCUUUUUCGUCCACUUCUUCAAGUGCAAAAGCCAUGGUUAUUGAGCAUAUUCCUUCGAUGGCCCAUGAUGAACGAAAUUUGAUCUCAAUACCUCAGCUCCAGAAUGAUACAGUGGCUGUGUCUCAAUUCAUGGCAUCGCUGGGACAAAACUUUUUUACGGAUUACGAAUCCCAUAGGCUCUAUGUGAUCUAUGACGUCUUUGAUCCAGAAAAGGGUCUAGAGAUCCCAAAGUGGUUAUUGGUUGUCGUGAUCGUGGUCAUGGUGGUCUGUUUCUGCGUAUGGACCUUGACAGAGUGGCUCCUGGAUGGGAAAUACACCAGCUCGCUUUACAAGACCAUUUCUAUUCAAUUGGGAUCCUAUAAUCAAGUGUCAGCGCCUAGGGUCAUGCGAGUGGAUGUCAAUCCUAUGAAGUUUGAAGGCAUACUAGUUAUACCUAUUCAAGAAGAGAUGGAAAUGGACAAAGACAAUACCAUGGCCUUAUUGAUGGACAGUCCCUAG
Messenger RNA from Lobosporangium transversale, 1677 nucleotides. RefSeq lists its product as hypothetical. The coding region runs from base 1 to 1677 and encodes 558 amino acids. The transcript has a single exon. The record is from RefSeq and is a predicted model, not a curated record. Lineage: Eukaryota; Fungi; Mortierellomycota; Mortierellomycetes; Mortierellales; Mortierellaceae.